Penicillium macrosclerotiorum is the source of this 648-nucleotide messenger RNA. RefSeq lists its product as uncharacterized. NCBI's taxonomy places the organism in Eukaryota, Fungi, Ascomycota, Eurotiomycetes, Eurotiales, Aspergillaceae. The transcript has 2 exons. The coding region runs from base 1 to 648 and encodes 215 amino acids. The record is from RefSeq and is a predicted model, not a curated record.
AUGACAUUCCGCGAUAAAGUCAAGCGUGUCUUCCAUCGCUCCUCGGCCAGCCGGGACUGCAACAAUGGUCGACCCAAAGUUGAAUACUACCGACGCCAUGAGGUGCCGCCCUCCAAAUUCCGUGGCCCCUUCGAUAAGGAACAUCAAAAGCGUCUAGCCGCCUGGUCGUUUGAUGGCGCAAUGGCGGCACGCGAGCGUUCCCUCGAUUUAUCCUUAUCACCAUGUGCCACCUAUGACGGCCCGAGUCCCUUUGACGAUAGCGACGAUACUGGAGACAUUUCGCCCGACGAUGACGGUGUCGCCCUCGAUCCAGCCCGCGCCGAUUUUGCCGACUCCAUUUCCUCUUCGGUCCCGGACUUGGUAGACUCUAGCCGCCCCACCAACGCCGGCUCACAGUCGUCCACCAUUGUCAACCCCGAGAGCUUCAGUGGCUCCAUGAUGACCUUGCUGCCGGAGACUUCCGUUUCGGUCUAUGAGAUCCCCGAGGAUCCCAUCGCCCAGCUCAAGGAAUCAAUUCGCUACACCUCUCCUAUCGUUCGGGCUCUCUCGCCUGCCACCCCAUACGCCAUGUCACCGCGGGGGAAGCAUCAACCUUUCUCACCGGAGGACCUGACGCGGGCCUUGAUCGCCGUGCAGGUCUGCGCCUGA